Alternaria arborescens is the source of this 1092-nucleotide messenger RNA. RefSeq lists its product as hypothetical. Lineage: Eukaryota; Fungi; Ascomycota; Dothideomycetes; Pleosporales; Pleosporaceae. The transcript is spliced from 3 exons. The coding region runs from base 1 to 1092 and encodes 363 amino acids. The record is from RefSeq and is a predicted model, not a curated record.
AUGUUCUCACGCAUCGCACAAUCUUUCAAAAAAGAGACGGCACCUCCCACCAGCAAGAUCCAUCGCUCUACCAGAAACAUGAGCAGCAAGCCUAGUACGACGACAAUGUUCCGCGGCCUACCCGUCAUCCCGGACGAAACCUACACCACAAACACUCCACGCAAAAUCUCCAAAUCUUUCCUCGCCGCCGAAGUAGAAGAAGGUGUCGGAAUGCGCGUACGCCGCGGAAUCGGCCUAGCCAGAUUACCUCACCUGAGCCCUUUUAUCAUGCUAGAUCACUUCAACAGUACUUUUGGAAACGACAUGGAUGCCAGUGCACCCGACCAUCCCCAUCGCGGCCAAGAAACAAUCUCCUACAUCAUUUCCGGCGGCGUCGACCACGAAGACUUCGCGGGUAACAGAGGCACGCUCGAGGCUGGAGACUUGCAAUUCAUGACUGCGGGGAGGGGCAUCAUGCACAGCGAAAUACCCAUCCACAACGGAAACGGAGAACCCAAUGUUGGAAUGCAGUUGUGGGUUGAUUUGCCUAAAGAAUUAAAGUACUGCGAGCCGAGGUAUCGAGAUCUCAAGGCCAAGGAGAUUCCUGAAGCGGUGGAAGAUGGCGGGAGAGUCCAUGUAAAAGUUAUAAGUGGCCUAGCAUUCGGUGUCGAAAGCAAAAAGGAACUCUCCUACACACCAGUUUGGUACCUGCACUUCACCGUGCAACCAGGCGGUUCCCUGCACCAGUCCUUACCGCGGACUUGGAACGCCUUUGCCUAUGUUCUCGAGGGCGCUAUCCAAGUCUCCAACGGCAGCGACGCCGAAGCUCCGUCGCGAUCAAUCGGACAGUUCCACAUGGCCGUCUUUGAACAAGAGGGGGACAGCGUAUCCAUUAGCGUCAGCGCGGAUGCAAAAGAGGCUGCAAACUUCAUCCUGGUUGCGGGGCUGCCACUGGACCAGCCAAUUGUUCAGUACGGCCCGUUUGUGGUUACGAGUAGGGAGGAGGUGCAGCAGGCGGUGAGUGAUUUCCGGAGGGGCGAGAAUGGGUUUGAGAGGGCGGUGGGUUGGGUGAGCGAGAAUAGUAAGUCGAGGAGGAAUUCGGUCGUGGUGUGA